Molecule: messenger RNA, 1707 nt
Organism: Oikopleura dioica
Lineage: Eukaryota; Metazoa; Chordata; Appendicularia; Copelata; Oikopleuridae
Source: the annotation of a GenBank genome assembly
AUGUCCGAGCAGUCGCUGAUUUCGGACCCAACUUCGGUUCGGAGCGGCCCGACGGGCCUAUUGACCGCGAAAGAACGAUAUGAGCUGUUGACGAAUCAGGCUGUUCUUCUGAUAGAAGACGGCAUGAGCUGUCGCGAUAUGGGGCACAAGAUGGGGACUGAAAGCGAGAUGAAGCUCUACCGCAUUUUUCAUUCCACCGGCAUGAAGAUUUUUCGGGGCUUCAUCAUGUUCACCCUUCUGUUUCUCGCCUUCCUUGAAGACCCCAACUCUCUGACGAUAACGCCGGAUCCAACAAAUCCAAAAUAUAUUCGACCAGAAGUUCCUAGAGGGAUGACAGAAGCGCUAGAAAUUUUCUGUCUGCUGGUGAUAGGAGCCUUUGGGAUCCUUGAAACCUGGCUUGUCGGUAUCAAAACGAUGAAAAAGAAGCCCUGGAUGAUCUUUGUCCUUAUCUCUGUGUUCGUUUCUAUCGUCGACAUCAUCAUUUCCCUCCACGUUCCUACCUACACAUAUCGACUUAGGCGGCUUUUGAGGCCAUUUAUCUUUAUUCAAUCAAGUUCGAUGAUGAAAAAGUUGCUAAAAUCGGUCAUUUUGACUGUCCCAGAAAUUCUUGGCGUCCUUCUUCUUCUCGGAUUCCAUCUUUACUUUUUCACAAUGAUUGGAAUGCUCAUUCUCCCUCCUUCGCCAAACGACCCUCUCUCCGAAAAUGACUGGCUGGCCAAUCCAACUGGUUUUGAGGCGCUUGAUACGGCGAUUAUCUCCCUCCUCGUUCUCUUAACUACGGCAAACAAUCCAGAUGUAAUGAUGCCUUCUUACAAGCAAAAUCGCUUCUGCUCCAUCUUCUUCAUCGUCUUUUCCUUUGUCGGCACUUUUCUCAUUAUGAACUUGCUCACCGCUGUCAUUUACAAUCAGUUUCGCGGGUUUCUCCAAAGAACGCUGCAGAAUUCGUUGAAAAGGAGGCAACUCGCAUUUAUUGGAAGCUUUUGCAAACUGAUAGAAGCGGAGAACAUUGUCGACGAAGAGUUUAAUCGAGACAAAGAACAUGUUGAUAUCAAGUAUUCAACGAUUAAAUCCAGCUUGAGUUUGGUCAGUAAAAACUUUACAAACAUUCCAAAAAUACUCCGCAAUUUGGACAACGAAGAUCGCUUGACCCUCUCUCAAUACAAGCAACUUCUCAAGCAGCUUUCCUACAAGACGAGAAGAGAUGCACCGGUACCAGUCCUGACGCGCUACCCACGAUUGCUACCGCUUCAGCGAAAAGUUACCCAUCCAAACUUUGAUCAUAUUGGAAACGCGAUUGCGAUCAUCAAUGCUAUUUCUCUGUCCGUCGAAAUCGCCCUUUAUCCCCAAAGAAAGCAUCAAAACGUAGAUGAUCCUGGAACAGAAGCGCUCAAAAAGCUCAGAAUUUUCAACCUCGCCAUUUCGGUCUUUUAUCUUUUUGAACAGUUCUUGAAAAUGUGGGCUUAUGGCAUCAUUUUCUGCCAACGACUUGACUUUCUCUUCGACAGCUUCGUUGCCGCAUCCCUAAUCAUCAUUCAGACACUUCUUGAAAUAGAAAUUAACAAGUCAAAUGUGACAAACAAAACAACCGAACUGCUGUGGGUCUUCUCCCGCAUCGUCAACAUUCUCAUCACGAUUCGCUUACUGCGCAUUCUUCCAAAGAUAAAAAUUACUACAGUAAUAACUUUAACGAUUUCUGGGCAUCAGUAG